CCAUCUGCUCACGCUCAGUGCGCUCGUCCAGGGCGCUCCCCCGCCUCUCGGCCGGCCCGCGAUGGGGGUGGCGGCGGCGCUGGGCGCCGGGGCGGCGCGGCUGCUCUUCUACCCGACGCUGCUCUACACGGCGGUGCGGGCGCAGCUGCCCGGGUCCCGCCGGCCCUGGUUCCACCGCAUUGACGGCGCCGUGCUGCUGGGGGCGCUGCCGCUGCGGGGCCGCAGCCGUAGGCUCGUGGUCGAGGAGAACGUGCGCGCCGUGGUGACCCUGAACGAGGAGUACGAGACCCGGUUUCUCUGCUGCUCCGCACAGGAAUGGGAGGCCAUGGGUGUGGAACAACUGCGUCUCAGCACUGUGGAUCUUACCGGAGUCCCAACCCUGGCAAACCUCCAUGAGGGUGUUGAAUUCAUACUGAAACACCGAGCACGUGGGAACAGUGUAUAUGUGCACUGCAAGGCAGGACGCUCCCGCAGUGCCACCAUGGUGGCAGCGUAUUUGAUUCAACUGCAUCACUGGAGCCCUCAAGAAGCAAUAGAGGCUAUUGCCAAGAUCCGUCCCCACAUCCUCAUUCGGCACCAACAAGUCCAGGUCCUGGAGAUAUUUCACAGGAACAUAAUCAGUGGGACAACUGCAGAGUGUCAGUAAGAAUUAUAAAAAUCUGUUUUGGCUGCUUUAAAAAAGCCUUAUGUUUUAAUGAAGGCAUAACUGUUGUACUUUAUGACCAUAAAUAAAUAACUUUUUACAUAAA
Molecule: messenger RNA, 749 nt
Organism: Columba livia (rock pigeon)
Lineage: Eukaryota; Metazoa; Chordata; Aves; Columbiformes; Columbidae
Gene: PTPMT1
Product: protein tyrosine phosphatase mitochondrial 1
Exons: 4
Coding region: 62-646 (194 amino acids)
Biological process (GO): protein dephosphorylation
Cellular component (GO): mitochondrion
Molecular function (GO): phosphatidylglycerophosphatase activity; phosphatidylinositol-4,5-bisphosphate 5-phosphatase activity; protein tyrosine/serine/threonine phosphatase activity
Source: RefSeq, a predicted model, not a curated record